Molecule: messenger RNA, 1419 nt
Organism: Thlaspi arvense
Lineage: Eukaryota; Viridiplantae; Streptophyta; Magnoliopsida; Brassicales; Brassicaceae
Source: the annotation of a GenBank genome assembly
AUGGAGGAAAAGCGACUGAAGAGAAGGAUAGUGUUAGUUCCAGUUCCAGCACAAGGGCAUGUAACUCCGAUUAUGCAACUCGGGAAAGCUCUAUACUCUAAAGGCUUCUCCAUCACUGUUAUUCAGACACAGUACAAUCGAGUUAGCUCUUCCAAAGAGUUCUCUGAUUUUCAUUUUCUCACCAUCCCAGGCAGUUUAACCGAGUCUGAUCUUAAAAACCUCGGACCGCUCCAGUUUCUAAUGAAGCUCAAUCAAAUUUGCGAGGCAAGCUUCAAGAAUUGUCUAGGUCAACUAUUGCAAGAGCAAGGUGACCAUGAUGAGAUUGCUUGUGUCGUCUACGAUGAGUACAUGUACUUCUCUGCAGCUGCACCUAAGGAGUUUCAACUUCCAAGUGUUGUCUUCAGUACGACAAACGCUACUGCCUUUGUCUGCCGCUCUGUUUUGGCCAAAGUCAACGCAGACAAUUUCUUGAUCGACAUGAAAGAUCCUGAAGUGCAAGACAAAUUGUUUCCAGGAUUGCAUCCUCUAAGGUACAAGGACCUACCAACUACAGCAUUUGGGCCACUAGAGAGUAUGAUCAAGGUCUACAGUGAAGUUGUUAACACUCGAACAGCUUCCGCGGUCAUCAUCAAUUCAGCGAGCUGUCUAGAGAGCUCCUCUUUGGCACGGUUACAGCGAGAACUACAAGUUCGGGUGUAUCCUAUAGGCCCGCUUCACAUCGCAGCUUCUGCACCUUCUAGUUUGCUUGAAGAAGACCGGAGCUGCAUCGAGUGGUUGAACAAGCAGAAACCAAGAUCAGUGAUUUACAUAAGCUUGGGAAGCUUAGCUCUGAUGGAAACCAAAGACAUGUUGGAGAUGGCCAGGGGCUUGAGUAAUAGCAAGCAACCUUUCUUGUGGGUGAUCCGACCAGGUUCUAUUCCCGCCUCUGAGUGGACAGAGUCCUUACCGGAGGAAUUCGGCAAGCUGGUUUCAGAGAGAGGUUACAUUGUGAAAUGGGCACCGCAGAUGGAAGUUCUAAGACAUCCUGCAGUAGGAGGGUUUUGGAGCCACUGUGGUUGGAACUCGACGCUAGAGAGCAUCGGGGAAGGUGUUCCGAUGAUUUGCAGGCCUUUCACCGGCGAUCAGAAAGUCAAUGCGAGGUACUUAGAGAGAGUUUGGAGAAUUGGUGUUCAACUGGAGGGGGAGCUGGAGAAAGAAACUGUGGAGAGAGCUGUGAAGAGGUUGAUUGGGGAUGAAGAAGGAGCAGAGAUGAGGAAGAGAGUCAUCGAUUUGAAAGAGAAGCUCGAAGCCUCUGCCAGAAGUGGAGGUUCCUCAUUUAGCUCAUUGGAAAAUUUUGUCAACUCCUUGAAAACGAAUAAUUUCAGGAAGCAAUGCCCUGUUCAAAGUCAAAAGUGUAUCAGAAGAGAUUCAUCAUUGUGA